ACUCACAAGUCACUAGCAAAAAAGAAAAAAAAAUUCACUCAAUUUCCCCUCUAGAAUUCCUUUUUUUCCUUUCCUUUCUCUUUGGGGAAAGGAUUUUUUUUAAAAAAAAAUGGUGAAGUUCUCUAAGCAGUUUGAGGGUCAGCUAAUUCCUGAAUGGAAAGAUGCAUUUGUUGAUUACUGGCAACUCAAAAAAGAUCUCAAGAAAAUCCAUCUCAUGAACAAUACCAGCCCAGUUACCAAACAGGAACAUAGCGAUUUUCCCAACACCUUCUUCUCCUCCAUAAGGAAAAAGUUCUCCUUGUUUGGCAAUCAACAUAGAGACCAUGGUGUCAUUCAAGUUCAUAGGAAACUUGCUUCAUCAGCAAGUAAAGGGGAUUUCUAUGAGACUGAACUGCUGGAGCAGUUUGAUGAUACUGAUGCAGCCAAUGAGUUUUUCUCCUGUUUGGAUUUACAGCUCAAUAAAGUGAAUCAAUUUUACAGGACAAAGGAGAAAGAGUUUGUGGAGAGAGGGGAUUCACUGAAGAAGCAAAUGGAGAUUCUCGUCGAGCUCAAAACCGCGAUGAAGCAGCAUCGCGAAAAGGGCUCUUCGUCUAAGGAAACCAAGGACGAUGAUUCCUUUUCUGGCACCAUUUCUUGUGAGGAAGAAUCCAUCACAGGAAAAACAGAGGAAGAGCAAGGGCAGGGCGCAACCAACGAGUUCGAGAACAACGAUGCACAAUUCUCGGACUCAGGAAGAUCAGGGGAGGUACUGGGACAAUCAACGAGAACAAACAGAGAAGAAGGGAAAAUCACGAGGGCGUUCUCGGGUCGGGUUUUCCAUUGCCAAGGGAAAAACAUGAGAAUCAACAUUCCGGUGACUAACCCAACAAGAACAUUCUCAGCAAUCAGUUACUUGCUUUGGGAUGAUUUGGUCAGUCAGUCCUCCAGGAAAUGUGGACCUGAUGGGAAAAGCAGGCUGCAUAUCAACAAAACAAAGCUUCAUCAUGCUGAGAAGAUGAUUAAGGGUGCUUCCAUUGAGCUCUAUAAAGGGCUAGGGUACCUCAAAACUUAUAGGAACUUGAAUAUGCUUGCUUUUGCAAAAAUUUUGAAGAAAUUCGACAAAGUCACUAACAAACAAGUUUUGCCCAUUUAUCUAAAAGUGGUUGAGAGCUCCUACUUCAACAGCUCUGAUAAGGUUAUGAAUUUAGCAGAUGAGGUUGAGGAGACGUUCAUAAAACACUUUGCCGAUGAUGAUAAAAGAAAGGCCAUGAAGUACCUGAAACCCACACAGCGCGAAGAAUCGCACACAGUAACUUUCUUCAUAGGGCUAUUUACGGGAUGUUUCAUCGCGUUGUUUGCUGGAUAUGUAAUCGUGGCUCAUAUGGCCGGAAUGUAUGGACCAAAGUCUGAUAUAGUCUAUAUGGAAACUGUUUACCCUGUGCUUAGCAUGUUCAGCCUAUUGUUUCUGCAUUUCUUCUUGUACGGAUGUAACAUCUUCAUGUGGCGAAAGACUCGGAUAAAUUACACUUUCAUCUUCGAGCUGGCCCCGACGAAAGAUCUCAAGUACAGAGAUGUGUUCUUGAUCUGCACCACUUCAAUGACUGCUGUAAUGGGGGUGUUGUUUGUGCAUUUGUCACUUGUGGCUAAAGGGUAUUCUUACUCCCAAGUCCAAGCAAUCCCUGCCCUUAUGUUACUGGUCUUUUUGCUACUGCUUGUGUGCCCGUUCAACAUUUUCUACAAAUCCAGCCGAUAUCGGUUCCUUCGGGUGAUUCGAAACAUUAUUCUAUCUCCUCUCUACAAGGUUGUCAUGCUGGACUUUUUCAUGGCUGAUCAACUUUGUAGCCAGGUGCCGAUGCUUAGAAACCUCGAAUACGUAGCGUGUUACUACAUAACUGGGAGCUUCAAAAAUCAAGACUAUGGCUAUUGCAUGAUGACCAAAAACUACAGAGAUCUUGCCUAUGCAGUUUCCUUCCUACCUUAUUACUGGAGGGCAAUGCAGUGUGCAAGGAGGUGGUUUGAUGAAGGGCAAACAAGUCAUCUUGUGAACUUAGGGAAGUACGUAUCAGCAAUGCUAGCUGCAGGAGCCAAAGUGGUUUACGAGAAGGAAAGGAAUGUGGGGUGGCUUUGCUUAGUUGUGGCAAUGUCAAGUGGUGCAACUGUGUACCAGUUGUACUGGGACUUUGUCAAGGAUUGGGGUUUGCUCCAGUUUCAUUCCAAGAACCCUUGGUUGAGGAAUGAGCUCAUGCUUCGUCAGAAGGUUAUUUACUACUUCUCCAUGGGAUUGAACCUAGUUUUAAGGUUGGCUUGGUUACAAACAGUGCUGCAUUACAACAUAGGAAGCGUGGAUUACAGAGUAACAGGGCUAUUUUUAGCAGCCCUUGAAGUUAUCAGAAGAGGGCAAUGGAACUUCUACCGGUUGGAAAAUGAGCACCUCAAUAAUGCUGGAAAGUUCAGAGCUGUUAAAACAGUUCCACUACCAUUCCAUGAAGUAGAUGAGCAAGACUGAUGAGAUGAUAAAACCCCAAUUGGCACCAUUUGCCAAGAGAAUACAAUUCUCAGGGUCAUAGAUGAUUUUUUUGACCCUAUGGCUCAAAUAUACUACUCAGCUAGUAUACAAGUUGACAGAACAGAAUGCCAACUUGCCUAACAUUGUUCGGAUCAAAUUCUGCGAGAACUAUUCAUACGUGUAUAGGAACCAAUAAAAGAAUCCCUAGCUCGCCUUUUAUAUGUAUUAACGACCGUCGACGAUGCUUGUGAAUAAUGUCUUUUUUUGUCUGCAUC
Rhododendron vialii is the source of this 2760-nucleotide messenger RNA. Its product is annotated as phosphate transporter PHO1 homolog 1-like. Gene Ontology annotation, cellular component: Golgi apparatus; plasma membrane; trans-Golgi network. Lineage: Eukaryota; Viridiplantae; Streptophyta; Magnoliopsida; Ericales; Ericaceae. Gene Ontology annotation, molecular function: inositol hexakisphosphate binding. The record is from RefSeq and is a predicted model, not a curated record. The transcript is spliced from 14 exons. Gene Ontology annotation, biological process: phosphate ion transport; cellular response to phosphate starvation. The coding region runs from base 110 to 2485 and encodes 791 amino acids.